CCAAGAUCCGGACAACUUUAGGAGUCAUAGAGAAAGAAUGAUUCCAUCAGAUGGCGAAAGUUAGCCAUCUACCAAUGAGGCGCUAUCCUACCGAUCAGCCAUCGGCCGUCAAUGUAGACCCCAUCAACUUUUAUCCGCCGGCAAAUGCUACACAUCAUCGGAUUCCGAAGCCCACCCCAGACAAAAGCAAAAAAACAUGGGGCCAGCGCCUUAAGCUUAGCAAGUCAACUCCCACUGCAGAAGACAAGCAGAACGGUUCACACAACGGAACUGCAAGCGCCGGUUCUGCCCUGGUACCGUACGGUACCCGUGGCUAUGACCCAUCGCUAGACUUCAGCAGCAACGGUCCCGCAUCGCUCUCGAACGGAACCAACGCGUCCGCACACGCCAAUGUGCAUCAGCUGGUCACGAUGAAGUACGCGGAAACAUGGGUGUACGGGACGAUGCGUGGAAUGCCACCAUCCUUGGCAAUGUCACCCCACCAUCCACAUCAUCCCCACCUGUCGGCAAUGUACUGCCCUCCACCCCCACCACCGGAAGUGGCCGUACUGAUUUGCUGCUGUCCGGAGUAUCUAUCCGGAACGAAGCGAGAAAUAAAAAAGGCGAGCGUAUGCAAAAAGUGUAAGGGAUCUCGGCUGCCGCUAGCUCCGAUCGGUGGCACGGUGCGGCUCACAUCCGGUGCCACCUAUCUUGCACCUCCACCGAUCCGCUCCAGUGCUGGCACGGUAAAGCUAGCGACAACUUACGGCAAAAAGGCUCGCCCAACGAUUCUGGGGAAUGGUAACCCGGAUCCGUAUGACUUUAUGCGUCGCUCGCGGUUAACGCAACCAACGGAGAAUAGUGCUGGUGGCGGUGGAAGUUCAAAGUCGGUCAAGAGUAGUCUGAAGGAAAAGCUUAGAGGCCGUGCGAAAAGUACAAGUCCUUCGCGUGGACGUAGUGGGAGCAACGCUGGAGGAAAGCGAGGAUCGGCGGCAAGAUCUCCGUCACCGUCACUCAGCAAGAAUGGAUCACGCGUUGGAGGCCGCACUAGCGGCAAGAUGGAGCAAUCGUUUCAGGAUUGCUGGGUUGGUGAGCCGGAACGUGAUGCAGAGUUGCUGGAUGAGGGACAUCCGCCAACAACGAACCCCAGCCAAAACCGCAAAUCCAUCCUGCGGUGUGACGUGAAUCCGUAUGAUCUGAUCUCGUUGAGUGGUCUCGGAGGUGGUGCGGGAGGUGGUAUGCUCAACGAGUUCUCGCCCGACGGUGACGAGUUUGAUCUGCACUCGCAAAAGUACGAAAACAUCCUCGACACACUGUACGCCAACCGGUACAAUCCACCGGCCAACAGUAUCGCGGCAAUCAAUGGCCAAAGAAUCAAGCUGUUCGAUGACUCGGGCACCAGCGUGUCCGGUGCACCCGUGUACGACGAUGUCGAUGAGUUUGUGUACGAUCCGGUUGAGAUACCGUCGGUAGAGAUGGAAGCGAACGGUACCGAGCAGCCUACACCGGUGCUGGCCGGUACACCCGAACGACCACCACGGUCGAAAAAGCAGGAUGUGGUAACCAAAGAAGACGACAGCCGAUCCCUUCCGUCGUCACCGAUCUCAACUGAUCCGGCGGUGGCGCAAAGUGCAAUAAAAUCGAUCCUCAAACGACCGUCCUCAAUGCCAUCGGGGACGUCCACGUCGCUGACGGUGGAAAAGGAUUCGAGUGCACCGGGGUAUGAUACGAUCCGGCUAAAUCACACGCUCGUGCAACGUCUGGCAAAACUCACCACCAACGGAAGCGUUACGGAGGAGGGAACCACGUUCGGGAAGAAUGGUACUAUCAGUGCGCGGAACAGUACGGACAAGAGAAACUCUGGCUCACAGUUCUACUUGCCAACACCGUUCCCUAUGGUGGCGAUCACUACUGCCGACAGUUCACCGGACUCGGCCCAAUCAACAACAUCGGCCAGUGGACGAAAGAAGGUUCAUUUCUUGGUUGAGAAUGAAAUCAUUCACGAUGACGAUCGACUGUUCGCUCAGAUGCUUUUUACGGAGGUAGCUCCAGCGCUAGAAUCUGCCGCAGAAAUCUUAAAUGGUGUGGCGAAGGAAGAAUCCGAAACGAAACCUUCACCCACGAACAGUACUGAGCUGAAAACAUUCGGCAAAAAGGAAUCAACGCCACCAAGCGGUGUGUCUACACUGGAGGAGACUGAAGAACCUGCUAAAGUGAUACUGUUGCCAGCACCAUUACCGAUUGCAACGAAGGCAUCAAAUGGCACUAAUGAGGCGUGUACCAAACCAAGUGCGGUCGCAACCGUGUUCCAACGACGAACCGGCCCCGUUCGACGGAGCUUUAGUGACAGAUCUUCACCUACCAAGACGAAUGGUUACGAAGGGCGUGAGUCAAACGGAACUGGACCGGGGGUUGAUCAGUUUAACGAUACGAUGGCGCUACGUGUGAGAACACUCCGAACGGAUUCUCGCACAGCGUUUGAAGAUGAAACAGCUUCUUCGACGUCAUCCUCCACCUCGUCGGAUUCUUCAAUCGGUUCCGUAGCCUCACUGCUGUUGGCUGUUGGGCAGAAUGGUAAGGCACGACCAAAACUACCACCACCUCCACCACCACCACUGGUAUCUUCGAGCCCAGGGAAAUCAUCAUCGUCUCCCGCAAGUACAUCACCUCCACUCACGAGCAGAACUCGUCCUCCAACCACUGCCAGCAACAACGUGUACGAGGAUUUUUGCUUCGGCCUGAUGGCGGGCGUCAGGCGUUCGAGUAGUGAUCGGAGCAGCUCCACCUCGACCUCAUCCCGUACAGUGGUGCAGGUGCUUGCCAGCUCGUCCGCAUCCUCCUCACCAAUUUCCUCGAGCGCAGCCAUCCACCGGCUCGAAAUUCGUCACGAUCCGGAACCGGAGGAGGAACACUAUCAGAAGAAAACGUCCAUCAUGAUCACGGGCGACGAUUGCUAUUCGACCGUGAACGUCGAUGGCGCUAGUGAUACACCGAUCUACCAAUCGUCGGUGGUAGUAAACGAUGGGAGUGUGCUGUGCUCACCGACCAACGAGAUACGUCAAACGGCAUCGAACACGAUCACUAUUAGUGUGAGUUCGCCAACGUCCACGUUGGAAAGUCGGGCAAGUAAAUCAUCAAACCGGUCAGAUACGAGUGGGAGAGCUAGUUUGGGGAAAGGAGAUGAUGUUGGGGUGAAGAACGGUGAGCAGAUUACGAAUGGAACGGUUGUUUCGAUGGGCAGAGAAGAUGAGAUCUUGACCGUUACUACCGGAACGUCUAUUAUACCUAUUGGGGCAAGUAGCGUUACUGGCAGCAAUGGUCGCACUUUGAUCAAUUUGGAUUUUAGUGAACACAGUAAGACGGUUUCCUCAUCUUCAGAGAACGUUCCCUCCUCACAGUCAGUCACAACACCCGAGAGCAUCACACCGAUCGCACAAGUUCCUAGUGAAAGCAAUGACUCCAAAGAUCCACCGACUGCAGGUGAAGAUGUAAAUCAAGACACCGAACAACAACAACAGGUGGCAGUCAAACAAUGUUUGGUGGAUCUUACACCGACACCGGUUGUGCUUCGGCGUUCAAUGAAGCCUAGUGCGGAACAAUCCUCUACAAGCUUACAAGCGAAGGUGUGUCGGAACAGCUUUAUCGCCAAGCUGCUAGAAGAUCCCUCCCUUAGUCAGCUGUCCGAAGGCUUGGAUUACGAUCUGAUUGCAAAGCUAAUCGAAAACUCACUGCUCCGACUGAAGGAAUCACGCAACGGACUGGACAUGAGCGGUACCAAAGAUGAAGAUGAUGUGUCGAAGAUGAUCGAACAAUCGCUGCUAAAGAUACAGGAGGAACGUAGCAAGCUGGCCAACACUUCUACUCAGUCAUCUUCAGCGGUUAAAAUUCCGGAGAUCCAAAACGGUAGCAAACGGAGCAGUGUUAGCUCUGGCAACAGCUACGGAUCAGCCGCUGCAUACGAACUGAUGGAGUUUGAUCAGUUGGGUGAUUUGAGCGAUUGUUAUCAAAGCUGUAGCAGUGAUCUGACGGUGGACGAUGACGCGAAUUCGUCUCGCAGUAAGUUCUAUCAGAUGUUGGUAGACGCAACGCUUUCGGAGAUUGAAAUCAACACAACGAACGAUGAUGACGAUCAUCACUACGAAUCGAUCCGAUUGAACGGGGAUCCGAUCUACGAGGAGAUUAAUGAUAUACCGCCACCCUUGCCACUGACAGCGCCACCGAUCGAUGACGUGGAUCUGGAGAAGCAACGAAACGCACGGUCCAUCUUUGAGGGUGCCUCCAAGUACGAUAUCCUUUCGUACCUUGUGGACGCAAAGGAGCGUGGCAUCGUACAGGAGGAUGGUACGUACGGGUUCCAAUUCGGUGCUGCCGGUGAUGACAUCAUCCUGGAGGAGGAAGAAUCGGAACCGAUCACGGAACUGCGGCACCAUCAGCGACAGAUAUCCGACAUCAGCAGUCGGCUCAGUCACCUUUCGGGCAUUAGUGAUUCGAGUGAGGACACAUCCCUCUCGCCAGCGACGAUCAGCAAUGGCAGAAGUAGUAAAGCGUCUGCCGAGAUCGAACGCAACGAUUCGGGCGUUGGAUCGGAGACGAGCAAAACUUCCCGCAGCCGGUGGCAAAAUCCAGCCUCUGCCUCACUACUCACCAAGAUCACACCGAUCCACCUGUGCGAGGAUUGUGACGGUCCAGUGGAGACGCAAGUAACUGAGUCGGGCGUUAUGUACGCACCACUCGUUUGUCGCAAGUGUGGUAAGAAGCGGGCCGAGCGGAAAGAGAUCAUUACGGAGAUCGUUGAGACGGAGGAAAAGUACGGACGGGAUUUGCAGAUCAUACUCGAGGAGUUUUACCAGCCAAUGCUGGUGGCCGGACUGCUCAACCAGGAUCAGCUCUCUGCAAUCUUUUUGAACGUGGAAGAACUGCUGGAGAACAAUCAGUUCUUGGCCGAACGGAUGCGCGAUGCGCUGGACAUUGCGAACGAGCAGGGCGACGAUGACCUGCUGACGGUGAACAUCGGCAAGAUCUUCCUGGAGGCGGCCCCAAUGCUGCACGCGUUUGAGAGCUACUGUGUGCGGCAGGGUGCGGCCAGCCUGUUGCUGGCGAACCUCGAGAAGGAGAAAGAGCUGUUGCGGAUCUUUCUACGCGUAUCCCAGAUGGAAAAUGCCGUACUACGGCGAAUGAAUCUCAACUCGUUCCUUAUGGUCCCGGUGCAACGUGUCACCAAGUACCCACUGCUGUUGGCCCGCCUUUACAAGGUUACUCCGGCCCAUCUGGAGGGUAAAGAGCUGCUGAAGCAAUCGCAGGAAAAGAUUGAACUACAUCUAAACCACAUGAACCGGGAAGCGAAGGAUGUACCGACGAAGCUAUGGCGCCGAAUCUCAUCGUCCAGCCCAGGGCGCCGACUGUCCUGCGAACUGGACAUGAUCAAUAUUAAGCUGCGCAAGAUGGCGGUCGAUGUGCUGGAGUGGAAUCACGAGGAGGUCCGGUUCGCUAUCGAGGGACGGUUGCUUUUUACCCAGCCAAACGAUGGCAACUGGAAAAAGAGCCGAACGAUCAAGUUGACCUCUAUCAAUGCACUUUUGGUCACCAAUGGAAAGCCCACGGCCAGCUACAAAGCGGACCGGGCCCUGUCGGAAACGCUCAGCUUUCCCCGGCACACGGGCAUCCGCGAGGCAUCCCUGCUGCUGGUGCGCGAAAAGGGUGGCCGGUAUACGCUUCUACGCGAGCCACUGUUCCUUGACCGGUGCAUCGUCUGCUCCGAGCACGACUGGGAGGACUAUUUCGAGGUGCAGGAGAUCCUCUCGAAGGAGUCCUUCAUAUUCAAGGCUGAGGACGGUACGAAAACGAAACAGUGGUACGCCCAGCUACAGUACCAUUCGCAGGGUAUGGGCACCUGGCGUAAGCGUCGAAAUGCGCUCGCCAACAUCAUGAUUAAUGGCAUGAUGACACGAACGUAAGAAGCGGAAGCGAUGACUCCCCCG
Molecule: messenger RNA, 5957 nt
Organism: Anopheles maculipalpis
Lineage: Eukaryota; Metazoa; Arthropoda; Insecta; Diptera; Culicidae
Gene: RhoGEF64C
Exons: 7
Coding region: 51-5933 (1960 amino acids)
Biological process (GO): positive regulation of Rho protein signal transduction
Molecular function (GO): guanyl-nucleotide exchange factor activity
Source: RefSeq, a predicted model, not a curated record